Messenger RNA from Gordionus sp. m RMFG-2023, 1614 nucleotides. RefSeq names its product tyrosine aminotransferase-like. The transcript has 13 exons. Gene Ontology annotation, molecular function: pyridoxal phosphate binding; L-tyrosine:2-oxoglutarate transaminase activity. Lineage: Eukaryota; Metazoa; Nematomorpha; Gordioida; Chordodea; Parachordodidae. Gene Ontology annotation, biological process: biosynthetic process; L-tyrosine catabolic process; L-phenylalanine catabolic process. Bases 28 to 1380 code for a protein of 450 amino acids. The record is from RefSeq and is a predicted model, not a curated record.
CUCAAAGCCAACAACAAACUCAAGGAAAUGAUUCAGAUACCUUCGGACGUUCAAAUUCCCGCAUCCCCACCACCGUGUUUGGCGAGCAAUAAUGGGCAAGAUGAAUCCCAAAAUGAUUUCUGCGAAGAUGUUGUUAGCCAGAAUCAAAAUGGAAUCCAUAAUAUGGUAACCAUGUCCAAGCGAGCGGGGAACUGCAUUAAUCCUAUUCGUGUCAUCUUGGAAAAUUUGUCUAUCCAACCGAAUCCCUGCAAACCUCUAGUAUCUUUGUCGCAAGGUGAUCCAUCUCUCUACAAUCUAUUCCCGAUCCACGAUGAAAUGAAAGAAGCCGUCAUAAACACUGUCAAAAGUGGGAAAUUCAACUCCUACAUUCCUUCAGCUGGACUCGAAUCAGCUAGGCAAGCCAUAGCCAAUCAAUAUAUCGAGCAGGGAAUCAAGAUCGAUUGGAAAAACGUUUUUUUGACAACCGGAUGUACCCAGGCCCUAUUAUGGUCCAUUGAAUGUUUAGCCGAUAAGGGAGACAAUAUACUUAUACCAAAGCCCUGUUUUCCUAUAUACAAAACUUUCGCUUCAAUGAAUGGAAUCGAAUAUCGGGAUUACGAUCUUCUGCCUCAAAAUUGUUGGGAAAUUAAUCUGGAUCAUUUAGAAUCCCUGAUAGACUCCAAGACGAAAGCCGUAAUUAUUAACAAUCCUUCGAACCCGUGCGGGUCUGUAUAUUCCAAGAAACACCUUCUAAGUUUCCUCAAGAUAGUAUCUAAAUAUAAUAUACCAGUGAUAUCGGACGAGGUCUACGCUCAUUUUGUAUUUCCUGGUCAAACGUAUCAUUCCAUUGCCGAUCUAACUUCCACCGUGCCAAUUAUAAUGUGCAAUUCGUUAAGCAAACGAUACAUCGUACCCGGUUGGAGAAUUGGAUGGGUGGCCAUUUAUGACCCCCUUCAUUGCUUGGGCCAAGUCCAAGAGGGUAUAAACCGGUUUUGCCAAGCCAGUUUUGGCGUUAACUCCAUGAUACAAGCGUCGUUACCUUUAAUAUUAACCAAAACCCCCGAUUCCUACUUUCAAAACGCUGUCCAAUUAGCCUACGAGAAUGCUCAAACAAUAACGAACGCUCUCGAAGCCGUUCCAGGUAUUAAUCCGAUAUUCCCGCAAGGAUCAAUGUUCAUGAUGGUUCAUAUAGCCUUGAAAUGUUUCCCCGAGUUCAAAAACGAAUAUGAAAUGGUGGAGAGACUCAUCCAAGAGGAAUCCGUUUUUCCGUUUCCUUCUUCGAUAUUUGGCAUAAAUGACUACCUCAGAAUUUCGUUGAUAGUUCCUAAAGAUAAUGCCAUUGUUGCGGCCAAAAGGAUGUCCGAAUUUUUCAAAAAUCAUUAUAAAUUUCAUAAUUCUUAGGGAAAAAAAAUUCCAUUUUUAAUUCCAUUACAUUAUAUAUUUAAAAUCUUUUUAAUCCGUUAUGUUUCAAAUUUUUCAAAAAUCAUUAUAAAUUUUAUAAUUCAUUAGAAAAAAUUUUGUUUUUAAUUCCAUACAUAUUUAUAUUUAAAAUCUUUUUAAAUCCUAAAUUUUUAACUAUUCCUAUCUUCCAUAAUUUUUUAAUUUUUAUUAUAUAAAAUUUUAAAUCAUAAAAGC